Messenger RNA from Synchiropus splendidus (mandarinfish), 3553 nucleotides. RefSeq names its product low density lipoprotein receptor-related protein 10 (gene lrp10). Gene Ontology annotation, molecular function: protein binding. NCBI's taxonomy places the organism in Eukaryota, Metazoa, Chordata, Actinopteri, Syngnathiformes, Callionymidae. The transcript has 10 exons. The record is from RefSeq and is a predicted model, not a curated record. Bases 178 to 2403 code for a protein of 741 amino acids. Gene Ontology annotation, cellular component: plasma membrane.
CCUUCUGUCACGCGCUAACCACACGGAAGCACGGAAGGAGCUAAAACUUGUCAACAAGAAACUCCGACUGACCUGCUGAAACGAACAACGAACAUAGUGAUGGAGGUUUUCUGACGGUCAUGUUUUUACCCAUAAAACACCAUUAAAAUUCAUAUCUGGACAAGGAGCACUGCCACAAUGACUGUCGCCUUCAAUUCGUUUGCUCUUCUGCUUUGUUUCAUGUCACAAUCUGGGUGGUGCUACCUUUCACACAGUCUGGAACGAUGUGGACAUUCUCUCCAAGUGAUUGACAUUCAGGAGGGAGAGAUCCAGAGCUCUACAUAUUCCAGCUGGUCCUACCGCUUUGGUCCCACAAAUGACUGUUGGAUCAUUAAAGGUUCUGACGAGGAGCCUGUCACUAUCAGCUUUAUUGAGUUUUCUACCCGUUGUAAAAAGGAGUGGGUGUCUAUCAAGUCUUCUGCCGGUGGGGACCCUGUUUUCCUUUGUGGAUCCAGUUUGCCAAAGCCAAUUGCAUUCCCGGGUGGAAAUAUUACAGUGAUGCACCACUUCCUGCCACAUGAUUACCCUGUCUCAGUGUUUCGCUUGAGAUUUUCCAGAGACUCUUAUACUGGUGAAUGUCCACUGUCAUACUUUGAAUGCUUGGGAGGUCGUUGCCUGCCUCUCUCUUGGCGCUGUAAUGGUCAGGUGGAAUGUCUUGGUGAAGGAGAAGGCCGAGGUACUGAUGAGGAGGCCUGUGGUGAUGCUGGAGGUUCAGACAUCAAUAGAAUGCCCCUGAUUAGAAAGGAACCUAUUGUGACCCCUGUUCCCAUUGAGUGGCCAUGUGGGGGACUUCUUCAAACAUUUUAUGGCACCUUUUCGCCGCCUGCCAUUCGGGAUUCCCCACUCUACUGUGUCUGGACGCUGGACCCCCAGGACUCUCGACCUCUAAGACUGGACAUCCAGCAGCUGGUGCUUGGACCUGGUGAUACUCUAACAGUCCACAACAGGGAACAAGGCAGAGGGGAUGUCAUCAAGAUUAUUACCAGUGCCUUCAAUAACAAACCAGUCCAGGUUGAAUCCCACACUGGUUUGCUCUCUCUGACAUAUCAGACCCUUCCAGGUUCCGUUGGAAGUGGCUUCAAUGCAACGUUUCAUGUUGGGAGCUACUGCCCGCCCGGGGAGGGCCGUUGUGGGGGUGCAGCAGGGGGCUGCUUCACUAAGGAGCAGGAAUGUGAUGGGAUGUGGGACUGCCCAGAGACUGGGAAAGAUGAAGAAGGGUGUCAGGGCUGUUCUCUGAACCAGUUUGCUUGUGGAAUGGCCGGACAGAGAAUGGUAGCAUCCAGCCACUUUCCUGGCCGUCCAGUGUGCUAUCCUGUUAGUGAGCGAUGCAACUACCAGCUGUACUGUGCCGAUGGCAGUGAUGAGCGGGACUGCACGGUGUGCCAAAAAGGAACCUUUCAUUGCGACAGCGACAGGUGUGUGUUUGAAAGCUGGCGCUGUGAUGGGCAGAUAGACUGCAAGGAUGGCACAGAUGAACUCAACUGCACCGUCACUCUUCCUCGGAAGGUUAUCACGGCAGCAACUGUCGGGAGUCUGGUGUGUGGGCUGCUGUUGGUCAUCGCUAUGGGCUGCACAUGUAAACUGUAUUCACUACGCACCCGAGAGUACAGCCUGUUCGCACCCAUCAGCCGACAUGAAGCUGAGCUCAUCCAGCAGCAGGCUCCGCCCUCAUAUGGUCAGCUGAUUGCACAAGGUAUUAUACCGCCAGUGGAGGACUUCCCCACCGAAAACCCAAAUGAGACGUCAUCGCUGUCUCUGAGGGGAAUUCUUCAGCUUCUCCGCCAGGAUGCAGCCAACUCCCCACACCGCAGACGCAGACCCCGUUUCAUCCGGAGAGCAGUGCGUCGCAUGCGGAGGUGGGGCCUCAUCCCCAGGCCUCCUUCCAGAUCCUCUCAGACAGCCUCUGGCAGCCAGCAGCAGACAGACAGGGCCCCUCCUGCCCAGGAACAGCCUCACUGUGCUACAGCCAGCUCUUCCUCUGCGGUGGAGGCAGUUAACCAGCCCGUGCCUCAAAAACUGGGCCUGUUGGUUCAGUCUGAGCAGCAGCAGCAUGUCGUGUCAUCCCGUUCACCGGCAGCGGUAGCUCCGCCUGUUGCUUACCCUCCUCCCCCAUAUGCCCCUCCAGCACCUCCGGCAGCCACUUCCCUCACACCCCCUGUGGCUGUCCCCCCAAGCAGCCCUUCUCUUGCCUCAAUCUUUCAGACCCUUGGUCUGAGUAUCUCUCUGUUCAGAGCCCCCUCGACCAACUCCAUUCUCCUCUCAACCUCGCCCACCUUCUCUUCCUCGUACUCGGAUGACGACGUGUUGCUGAUUCCCCUGUCUGAGGACACCACCUCAGAGGAUGACGUGCCCAUGCUGACCUGAGUGACGCCAGAGCUUCCACACACACACCUCAGCUCCAGCCACUUACUGAUAAAAACUGAAACCCCCAUGCGUUUGAGCACAGGAAUGAUCAUGAGAAUCCUGUUGUGCUAGUCUGGUGCCUUUUUUCCAAGUUUCUUCAUAUCAGAUUGGACUUUUCACUAUCAAGUAUUUUGCCGUUUUAAAGCGAAGCAUGGCAGACUUGUGUUUGUGAGCGUAGGUGUGUGUUGGACAUGCACAUGUUUAAUGCUGCGCUGCACAUUGAAGGUAAACGUUUGCACAGAAGAAUAUUCCCUAUCCAGAUGGGACAGAAAGCUGCUGUCACAUUUUAUUUAUCUGUGUGAAUGCAAUUGAGCUUUAUUCUUGUUCAGACAGAGGAGUGUUUGUAGCCCUUGAUUUUCGGCACAUACUCCUGCCACUUGCGCCCAGCCUGGCGUUUUAGAUAGUGUUCCUCUUAUUUAAGUGCCUUCUUGGAGAAAGAUUUUAAUGCUGCCCAUAGAAACACAGGCACAUGCUUCCCUCACAACCCUUUUUCAAAUCCAGUUUUAUUUAUCAAAUGAUGUUGUAUUCAGUCCUCAUGUAUGGAAUCCAAGGCUUUGUGCACACUGCUGUCUUUGAAUCGUAUAAAACCUUCUUAGUUGCCAUGUUUGUACUUCCCAUCAAAUCAUGUAAGUCUCCCAGUAAGCAGAAAGCGUUUCAUUUUAAAGACAGGGUAGAUUAAGUCCCGCUUUCAAACACACUCCCCUUUCUCCCCUUAUUUAUCUCAUAGAUGCCCUCUUAUGGAUGGGGAAAGUGUUUCACAAACUUCAGACAAUCGUAUAGGUGCCAGAAUUUCACGAGUGACAUUCCAGUGUGAAAUACUGGAUCUGAAAUUAACAUUCUCCACUUGAUUGUUUUUUUUUUGUAUUCUCGAGUGGAAUGUGAUCACAACUAGAUGUGCCAUCUGUAGUCCAUGUACAUUUUGUGCUGUUUAUUUUUUUUUUAGCUUGACAUUGUCUUUUGUGUUGGUUUCUGAAUGUAUUGUUUUAGAGGUGGAUUAGCUGAAGGUUAAUUCUCCUUGAAUGAGGUUGAUGAGUGAUUUUGUGGUUGUUAAGGGUCAAAUUCACUGUAAAUAAUGAGUAAUGUGGCUGAGAUUAAACAAUUUGCACUUUUA